AUGGGCUUCUUGGAGAGAUCAAGGUCCUUACGGCGCAAGGAGACGCCAUUCAUGCGCAAGAAGAACGAUGAGACGACUACCACACAACAAACUAAAGAUACUGAUGUUGAGAAAGACAUGCAGCGUGCUGUCAAGAGCGCUCAUGGUCACAAAGAUUCGACUCCAAGAGGAACACAGACAUCACCUUCAGAUCUGUCAAGGCCUCGUACUGCAAGCAGAAUGAUAGCUCAGGAAACAUACCCUGAAGUGUCGAUGCCUAAUUCUGCGCGAAACUUUGCAGAAUCACUUGCUUUCAAGCUCCCCAGCGGACCUUCUAGGAGAAUGUCCAUGACCCCGUCGCCACGCACAACCACAACCAGACUGACUCUCCACGCCAAUCACUCGACGCCUGGUGUGGUGUCUGAGGCCCCGAGAAACCCUAAGCGAUCCAUGACUACUCCCAUCGAGCCUCUUUCGACUGUGAUCAAGAAGGAGGAGAAGCUUAUCGAAACAAUAGCCCCACUCAAGACUGAAGUGCCCUCGGCUGCUCCACGUAAGGAGCCCCAUCUGCGCAAAUCAAAAUCUGGUACCUGGAGGUCGUUCUUUUCGAGGAAACAAUCAAAACCACCGCUCCCAGACUUUAAUCCAGCAGAUGUUGCACAACCACCGGCACUCCCAAAAAUCUCUUCUAAGAGCUCCGUGCCGGCAAUACCUGCCAAGGAUGGGAAGAGACUCGAUCGCAACUCAAUCUCUGUAGACAAGACAAGAGGCAUGCAAGAUGGUCCGCGAGCUCAGUCUACCAAGAGCAUAGGUGACACAUCCGCGCUACCGCAGCUAAAGGCAGCCAAUCUUUCGGCUUUGCAACCUCCACCACGAUCAACCGCACGAAGCCCUAGCGCAGGAUCAGCCAUGUCACAAUAUUUCGAUGCUUCAUCGCAUACUAGCGGUUCUCUGCCGGUGACACCUCGAGAGGAGUUUGGUCAACGCAGACUCAACGUCAAUAUUCCUGCCGUAGAGAUGGAGCGCUACAGCGUCAUGUUUGAGAAGCUGCUCAAACCUCAGACCUCACUAAUGGACAGACGUCAGACAAUGGUGAGACAGCUGAACCUAUCAGAGCAGCCACCAGGAAGGCUCGCUCCCGAAUCUCCUGCGUUGCAGCGCCGUGCAACAUCACCAAAUCUUAGUUGCCGUACCCCAAUGACUGCUAAGAUGAACGGAGAUGGCUCUCAAGUUGCUACUCCGGUUCCUGUGCAUCGCACAGAAGACGCACCGCGCCUUCUGCGCUCACAGACUGCGCCACCGGGAGCACUUGCGUCGUCGCGUAAUGGCCGCGAACAGCAGAGCCGUGCGCCUAGCACCACCAACAACUCUUCAGCAUGCUCCACCAACUCACUCAUGUGGAGCGAUGCAUCUCGCCCGCAAACUCCAGCUUCGGAUGCGGAAUCCUUUGUCAGUUUUGAUGUCAACGAUGUCGAAAACGACAGCAGUGAUGAAGAUGACGAUCACGACGAUACUGGCGUCUACAUCCACGAUGCUGUAGCGAUGCAAGCGACUUCUCUGUUCAAGGAUCCUCAUUGGAGGAACGACACGCCCGUCGUGUCUGCUCCGCCAAUCCCAGCCAAAGCACUAGGACGCCAAAGUCCUCCUGCCUUCGAAGUGGAACGACAAGCGACCACAAUCGACCGUCCGCACCCACCACGCACAAGCUCACUCGACGACACUGCCGCGAAACGCAAGACCAUUGGUCCUACCAUCGGGAUUGCCAGAAAAAUCUCCGUUGUGCGUAGAGCUCCUCCUGGUGGGCUUAGUGUGCCUUCGCCUGCAAAGGCAAAGACUCCCGCAGCUCUGAAUCCAACUACGCCUAUGCCAGUUUUCAGCAAGCAGCCGCUACGCCCGAAGCUUGUAGAUGUGCGCAACCGCAAGAGUACUCUGGUCGUGCUUGACGAAGCCUAG
This is a messenger RNA of Aureobasidium namibiae CBS 147.97, 1932 nucleotides long. RefSeq lists its product as uncharacterized. The transcript has 2 exons. The record is from RefSeq and is a predicted model, not a curated record. Lineage: Eukaryota; Fungi; Ascomycota; Dothideomycetes; Dothideales; Saccotheciaceae. The coding region runs from base 1 to 1932 and encodes 643 amino acids.